AUGGCAAUCAAGCUUAAACUAAAAGUACCCUCCUCAAGUGGGUCCACGCCCUCACAACCACAGGAUGCACCACCACUUCCUAAAUUGAAAAUCAAAGCACCAUCAAAAUCACCAUCAACUGGUCCAACAAUAAGUAUCAAAAGAAGAAAAAGUGAAGGCACAGAUCCAAAAGAAAAGAUCAAAAAACUAAAGAUAACGUUUCCAGGCACUAAGCCUAGUCCUACCACCACUACCACUACUGCUCCUCCUUCUUCUAGUGGGGAUGGUUUGAAUAUUGUUGCACAACCAGCACCUAGAGUGGUACCCCGAGUAAGAAUAAAACCAACCAGAGUUCCUGGUGAAGGCUACGAUUCAGAAGCUCCCGAUUUGGAAGAUGAUCCAUUGAUAGAACAAGGUAUAGUAGUGCGGUUUUUGAAUGAUGCCAAUUUAGAUUUUGUUCAUAAUGCGGUUGAUUCUGGUGAUUUGACCGGAUUGGUGAUAAAAUGGAUAACAAAAGAUAAAGCAGUCAUAAAUAUAAAUGGAACCCUCUAUUCGGCGAGAUUGAUUGAUUUACCUACGAUAACGGAAUUAUAUAAGACAAUUGAUCGGAAGAAUAUUUUUAAAACGUUUGAUAUUUGUCAAAUUUUAUUAGUUUUACAUCAAGUGAAUCCAUCUCAAUUGAAUACGGAAAAGGAUUUUGAAGUACCGAAAGAAUAUCUAUUCCAACAUCCUUUUUAUAAAUAUGCUAAGGGGGGAGAAAUCAGACCUCGGAAAAUGGUUUAUAGGAAUGGGGUAUUGGCCCCAUUUGAGGAUGUAUAUCGUAGAUUCCGCCCUACAAGAGCAGACCAUAGAGUAAUUGAAGAUAUUGAAAGUAAAGUAGAUGAAUUGAUUAAAUUAGACAAUGAAGCAGAAGAAAGUCAUUUUGAAUUAAUAGAUAGUAAGCAAUUACAACAACAAAGAUAUGGAGCAUCAAGUGCGACACCUUCGGCAGUGUCUACUCCACUUCCACUUAAGACGGAAUAUCCAGAGCAUGAAAUAUAUGAGAAUACUGGGGGAGUGGAGGAUAAUGAACUUACGGAAGAUAUCGAACUUCAUCUUGAAGAAGAAUUGAAUAAGGUCCUUGAUGGGGAUAUUGAAUCUGAAGAAGAGCAAGGCACAACUCAAAUCGGCCAAGCUACUCCUGGUGAAAUGGAAGAGAAUGAGGAAGAAGGCGAAGAAGAGGAGGAGGAAGAAGAAGAAGAGGAGGAAGAGGAAGAAGAAGAAGAGGAAGAGGAGGAAGAAGAAGAAGAAGAGGAUGACGGCGGAAAAUCCGGAAAGCAACAUGUCAAAUUGUUAGAAGAAGAAAUUGCAGAACUUGAAAAGGUUGUUGAACAUCAUAGAAAGAACUUGGCAACUGCUUCAAGUAAGAUGUUACGAAUGAAAUUUCAAAAUACGUAUACAUCUUUGAAAUCUUCAUUAGAACUGAAAAAGAGAGAUUUAGCCAAAUAUUUAGACGAACAAGAAUCUUUACAAAAGAAACUGGUACCAUCACAUGUAACAAAAGGACAAAUUGACGAAGAAGAAGAUGAGGAAGAAGGAGAAGGGGAAGAAGAUGAAGUACAACAAGACGAAGAGGAAGAUGUAGAAGAACAGGAAGAAGAAGAAGAAGAAGAUAAUCUUGAUGAUAUUGACGAUUUAUUCUAA
Hemisphaericaspora subhashii is the source of this 1662-nucleotide messenger RNA. Its product is annotated as TATA-binding protein-associated factor TAF7. The coding region runs from base 1 to 1662 and encodes 553 amino acids. NCBI's taxonomy places the organism in Eukaryota, Fungi, Ascomycota, Pichiomycetes, Serinales, Debaryomycetaceae. The record is from RefSeq and is a predicted model, not a curated record. Gene Ontology annotation, molecular function: RNA polymerase II general transcription initiation factor activity. The transcript has a single exon. Gene Ontology annotation, biological process: RNA polymerase II preinitiation complex assembly; transcription initiation at RNA polymerase II promoter. Gene Ontology annotation, cellular component: transcription factor TFIID complex.